Molecule: messenger RNA, 192 nt
Organism: Strongylus vulgaris
Lineage: Eukaryota; Metazoa; Nematoda; Chromadorea; Rhabditida; Strongylidae
Source: the annotation of a GenBank genome assembly
GUGGAUCUCCUUCUCCAACACCCCGACAUUCGCAUCGGCAAUGCUCUUCUUUGCGCCAUCCGUGAAGGUGUGUACCGGCUUGUGGAAAUGCAAGUGAAUCAUCCAUCGAUUACUCGAGAAAUGCUCGGCGAUGGAUGGGCUGAGCAUCUUGAUCCAGCCGAAGCGGCUUCAGCUGAAUAUUCAAGGGUUUGA